UUUUCUUAUUUAUUUUCAUUUUUUUCGCGAAAAAUAAAUAGCUAUUUAUUUGGUUCUAUUAUAUAUUCCGAAUAACUCUCAUUUUCAUCGUCUGUCCUACUUCCAAUAAUUUAGACACUCUAUCUUUCUUCUCUACCGAAAAUCUCCAGUUCAAGCCAUGAAUUCUUCUAUACUAAAAUCUUUGGAGCAAGGGAACCUUGUGUUGAAGUCCGGUGUCUUAGACAAGGCAUUGAGUAAGAUCCAAACCCAUGGAAAUCAAGUUUCAGGUUUAGAGUUCAAGCCUUACCAUGAAGGCAUAUACACAAUUGUGGUCUUCGCGGCACCGAGUUGCCGUUUAGAUUCUGCUGCUUCCACUCUUAUGUCUGGGUCAGAAGAUCAGAAUCCGUUUCACUUUCUAUGUUCUGAGAAGAACCCCUCGUUCCCCCUUCACACACCUGCUUACCAGCUCUUUGACUCCGUCAGGAAAGAUCUCAUUCACCUCAGAUCAGAGUUGAUUGAGUUGCUCAAGUCCAAGGAACAAGUGAUCAUAACAGGAGCUGCGUUAGGAGGAUCUGUGGCAUCUCUCUUUACGCUGUGGCUUACAGAGAAAGUGGAGCCUAAAUUCAAACGUCCCUUGUGCAUCACGUUUGGCUCGGCUUUCAUAGGAGACGAUAAGCUGCAACAGAUUCUUGAGGACUCCUGGAGGAACUCAUGUUUCCUUCACGUGGCUGACGCUGCCCAAACUCCCGUGAACAAAUAUUUCAAGCCUUUUGGAACGUUCUUGAUUUGGGUCGGCUCCCAAUGCGUUUGCAUCGACGACCCUAUGACUGUCACGGAGUUGCUAGGCGGUCCUAACACGGACGUAGUAGACUACGGAGAAGUUCCUGGUCGUCUGGCUCAACCUGUGGUGGUGGAUUCAACAUUGACGAUUGAUGAUGGCGUUUUCAGCCGAAUGGCGGAACGUGCUGAGAACAAGAAGCGGCGUUUUGAUCGGCUUCAGAAGCUAAUCGACAUGAAGAUAAACAUGAUAUAUUUUGAAUGGGACAAGAAGAAAAGCAAGAAGUUGAAGAUGGGUUUCUACGAUUGGUAUAGAACUAUGGAGUCUUGUCCUUCACAAGACAAAGUGGAUGCUCAGAAGCGCAAAACAGAGCUAAAUGAGUACUGGAAAGAAUUGGUUGAAGAAGUGAAGAAGAUGCCUCAGAGCGAAAAGGCGCUUUUCAAGACCCGGUCUCUCUUAGCCGCAAACAAUUACAGACGGAUGGUCGAGCCGCUCGACAUUGCCGAGUAUUACCUCAGUGGUAAAACAGAUUAUCAAACCACUGGAAGGUCUCCCCACUAUGCUGUGCUCGAGAAAUUGUUCAAGGCAGAAAAUAUUAACCCGGAUAGACCGAAGAACAGUGACCUGAGUGAUCUUUUGACGUUUGAUUCUUGUUUCUGGGCUAAAGUUGAGGAAGCUAUGAUUCUAACCAAAACACAAGUGGUGAGUAGAGAGCUCAUGACGUUUGAAGAAGACGUGUGGGAGAUGAUCAGAAAACGUGAGGUUUCACCGGAGAUUUUCUUGGAGGGAAGCAGUUUCAUGAAGUGGUGGAGAGAGUACAAGGAGAUCAGAGCCGUUCAUUCUCCACCUUCUUACUUCACCGAGUUUAUGAUCAAUGGGGAGUACAAGACUUAUGGUCAAGCCUGCUGAUGAAGAAUGUUGUACUGAAGAGUUAUUAUCAGUAAAAUAAUCAGUUACAUUGCAUGUUAAGUUGAUGAUUGAUUGUAUUCAACUAUUUAUUUCCAUGAAAAUUAAAAGUUCAUUUUUAAGGAAAAUUA
Molecule: messenger RNA, 1794 nt
Organism: Brassica napus (rape)
Lineage: Eukaryota; Viridiplantae; Streptophyta; Magnoliopsida; Brassicales; Brassicaceae
Product: senescence-associated carboxylesterase 101
Exons: 3
Coding region: 158-1666 (502 amino acids)
Biological process (GO): lipid metabolic process; defense response
Molecular function (GO): carboxylic ester hydrolase activity
Source: RefSeq, a predicted model, not a curated record